GUCGACCUCAACCGAUGCGAGCCGUGGGAGCUUCCUGAUGCGGCGAAAAUGGGGGAGAGGGAGUGGUAUUUCUUCAGCUUGAGAGACCGGAAGUACCCGAGCGGGCUGCGAACAAACCGGGCGACCGGCGCUGGCUAUUGGAAGGCAACGGGGAAAGAUAGGGAGGUGGUGAGCGGUGCGAAUGGGGGCCUUCUUGGGAUGAAGAAAACCCUAGUUUUUUACAAAGGCAGAGCCCCCCGAGGGGAGAAGACCAAGUGGGUCAUGCACGAGUACCGCCUCGACGGCGACUUCUCCUGCCGCCACACCGCCAAGGAUGAGUGGGUGAUAUGCAGAAUUUUCCACAAGGCAGCUGAGAAGAAGAGCUUG
Molecule: messenger RNA, 366 nt
Organism: Salvia hispanica
Lineage: Eukaryota; Viridiplantae; Streptophyta; Magnoliopsida; Lamiales; Lamiaceae
Source: RefSeq, a predicted model, not a curated record